ACUUUUGGUUAUUGACAAUACGUGUGGUGAUUUUUAACCCCGACUGGCAACCCUGUUACGCAUGUUGCUACGUCAUCCUGUCGCCUGAAGAAGAGGAAGAAAAAUGGAGGAAUAUGCACGUGAACCAUGUCCCUGGCGGAUAGUAGACGACUGUGGCGGCGCAUUCACGAUGGGAGCCAUUGGAGGUGGGAUCUUCCAGGCGGUCAAAGGCUUCCGAAAUUCACCUGCUGGGAUGAACCACAGGUUGCGAGGGAGUUUGACGGCCAUAAAGACCCGGGCCCCGCAGUUAGGAGGUAGCUUUGCGGUGUGGGGGGGUCUCUUCUCCAUGAUCGACUGCGGGCUGGUGAAGGUGCGGGAGAAGGAGGACCCCUGGAACUCCAUCACCAGCGGGGCCCUGACCGGGGCCAUUCUGGCUGCCAGGAACGGGCCCGUUGCCAUGGUGGGCUCCGCGGCGAUGGGGGGCAUCCUGCUGGCGCUGAUCGAGGGUGCCGGCAUCCUGCUCACCAGGUUCGCCUCGGCCCAGUUCCCCACCAGCCCGCAGUUUGCAGAGGAGCCAGCGCCCAUGCCGGCCCCCUCGUUCGGGGACUACAGACAGUAUCAGUGAGGCCCCUCCCUCACCGCCUAGCUCUUUCCAAUUCCUCAACGAACUCAUGUUUCUUAUUGAAGUAUCACUGAAGGACUAUGGGAAAUGUAUGCAAGGACCAUGUGCACGGAAUUCCUCCAGGUUGUGGAAGCGAUGACAGAGCUCAGGAAGGCCACGUGCGGACUUCACUUUCUAAUUUAUUUUCCCGAGCCGUCGGCAGCAUCUGCCCCAUCUGCCCCAUCUGCCCCAUCAGCCCCAUCUGCCCCCGUCUGCCCCAGUCUGCUUUCAGGCGUGUUUAUUUUGCCCGUGGUUCUCCCCUAACCACUCUCACCGUGCCGGUGAAGGAGACGGACCGGGAGAGGCGCCUGGCCUGGAGUUCAGCUAACGCAGCUGUAAAUAUUGCAGGCCGCCUGCUUGCAGUGUGCUCCUGGAUGCCAGCUAUGCUUCCAGCUUUUGGGCACACCCCUAUAAGUGGGCUGUGCUUUGAGCUUUUGGGCACACCCCUAAAAGUGGGCUGUGCUCCAUGCUUUUUGGCACACCCCGAUAAGUAUGACCCUAGCUCUUCACUCUGAGCUAUUCGGUGUACCCCAUGUAAGUAGGGUGCACUGACCAAGCAACCCAAAACAGAAAGGGGGGCACAGGUGCACCCCCAUGGCAGUCGAACCCCAGGUUUGGGAGCCGUGUUGUAACUGUAGUGUGUUCAUGUGUUUUCAGUGGUUUGCUGUGUGGUCCGCGCACCGUAACGUUCUGCAUCGCUUGUCCCUGUUAUGGCGGCAGUCAAAAUGGCACCUUGAGCACUAUUGUGUCUUUAUGCAUGACAGAGAGGGAGCGUACAGUAUGUCCCACAUACGGCUGAGCUUACAGGAUUUAAAACCUGAGCGCAGUUGUUUAUUGGGCACAGUGCUUGAAAUUAGUGCCUCAAGUCUGUGCAGAAUAAUUAAGAAAUGAAUGGUGCCACCUGUAGCCAGAGUGAUACCUUUGUAAAUUUGUGGUUAACGUCAACCAUUACAGCACGUUUUAUGUAAGGGUUGUGAUUUCUGAGCUCUGUAUCAUAAGUAUCUGUAAGGCCUGUUGGUGAAAUUGAGAAAUAUAAACCUAUUUAGUAAAAUAUAGAAAAUGGCAUUGUG
Molecule: messenger RNA, 1710 nt
Organism: Anguilla anguilla (European eel)
Lineage: Eukaryota; Metazoa; Chordata; Actinopteri; Anguilliformes; Anguillidae
Gene: timm17a
Product: translocase of inner mitochondrial membrane 17 homolog A (yeast)
Exons: 6
Coding region: 104-604 (166 amino acids)
Biological process (GO): protein import into mitochondrial matrix
Cellular component (GO): mitochondrial inner membrane; TIM23 mitochondrial import inner membrane translocase complex
Molecular function (GO): transmembrane protein transporter activity
Source: RefSeq, a predicted model, not a curated record